UACCGCUUCCUUUUCUUUCUCGCGUUACAACGCGACGCAUAACUCGUCGAUGAAAAACUUGAGACAUUCACAAGCUAUCGCGAGCAUGACAAUUGUAUCGUGUGACCAAACAUGCAUUGGAUGCACCGAUGGUAGGGAUUUCUGUCCGGUAUAAAUGAAGUAUUCCCAUUCGAUUGUUCGUCUGUUUCGCACGACUCAACCAAGCUUGUAUCGAUUUCGGCCAACGAAACAUCGUGGAACCGCAAUGGAUCGUUUCCUGCUCUUCGUUCUGUUAUUCAUCGUUUUACGGUUUACAAUGCAAGAAGUCGUUGAAGAGGGAGGUUGCAAAUGCGCCGUGUUUUCCAGGCAAAUAUCAAAACCAAUCAUUGAACGCGCUCUUCUGUAUAACGUCACGUGCGAUAGCGAAGGGCAGGAGAAGUGUCAACAGUUGUGCGUUGCUCUGGCCGAGAGCGCGAGAGACCAAGCGCCGCAAAUGAUUUGCGAAAAAUUGAACACGCACGUGGAGAAUCUGCACGUGGCAGUAUACGCGAAAGUGUGCGACGCGACCAGCUGGAAAUUCACUGGUUUGAAAGCUGCGGAUCCAAUUUGUUGCCACGAGGGGAAAAGUACAGCUUGCGAAGAACCACUCCCGGUGAUCGAAAGUUAAAUGAAUCCAUUGGAGAUUAUUUCGUAAUGCGUUGGUUAGUCCGUUGUGGAAUUUUAUUUAAUCAUUUGCGAAACAUUUAUUAUUUUAUCGCUAAUUAAUAAACCAGUUCGUUGUUGUAGGAUCAUACAUAAAUGUUUAAUUGUUAAUCGAAUUAUGGAAAUAAAUUCGAAAGCUAGAUAUAAAUUAAAUUGAUCGGCUGUACGUAGAAAUCAAAUAGAAAUUACAUCGCGCCAUGCUUGAAACCAUUUUUCACACGUUUUAAUCUACUAUUUCAUUUCUUUGAGAUCUUUGAUUUCAAUGGACGUCAAAUAUCAAAGAGUCUUCUAAGAACAAAAUCGUCUUAAAAGCAUUAAACGCUUCCUCCAACCCACACCUUUCUCGCUUGAAUCUUGAAGAUCUUUGGAACGAUUAUACUCGUACGCAAACCGUCUUUCGAGGUAGUGCCAGAAUACAAAGUACGUCUCGCCGAUUCCAGAUAUCUUCUAUUUCGUCAAUGGUGUUCCAGGAUCUUCGUCCCAGGCCAUUGAAUAGAUGGUUUGUUAUCGCUCCCUUGACUUCCUGCCGAUGAAUCCUUCGUCGUGACUCUCUAUAUCGACCUUGCCAUCCCAGAAAGCCAUUGUGUACCCGUGGUUUUGUCGUCCUUUCUUCUCCCGAUUUAAUGACUCCACCAUUUUCACACAGUCUCUUCUGUUUGUCGUUUGCGAAUUCACUCAAUUUCACAAUCGUUUAACUCAAUUUUUCCAAAUCUUUCUCACGAACACGUUUGUCUCGUUGUUUUACGCCAUGUUUAUUAAUCGUCAAGUCCAAACUCUAGCUAUUUAUUGUUAACCAAUUCUAGCUUACUUUGUUUGAGGUUGCGUGGUUUACACGGAGCCUGAGACGCAAUGGGAACUGUUCCGGGUGUUAUAUGUUUUGUGUCCCAUCACACACUGACUUGGACUACUCCCUGAGUCCUAAGGGAGAGAGGAUAUGUCGAGAACGAGAACAGACUACUUUGUGUUGCUAGUUUGCAUGGUAUCAACAUUGUAGAACAUAACACACGCGCUUUGACUAUUUGCAUUGAGAGAGAAAGAGAGAGAGAGAGAGAGAGAGAGAGAGAGCAAUUUACCAAAAGUUGUUCAACGUAAUGACAUGUUGUGUAUUGAACUACUGGCGCUUAGACACGUACAUUAUAAUGCAGGCAAUUAAUAUUAGCAGCAACUUGCAGUAAUUCCGUGUUUUAUUUGGAAAGGGAAAAACUUAUAAUUCCCGAUGAAGUUUGAUUAAUAUUGUGUACACUUGGUGAAUUGUAAAGCGGUUGCCAUUCCCUCUAUUACACGUUGGUCAUUCUCGAAA
Molecule: messenger RNA, 1981 nt
Organism: Bombus impatiens (common eastern bumble bee)
Lineage: Eukaryota; Metazoa; Arthropoda; Insecta; Hymenoptera; Apidae
Exons: 4
Coding region: 155-646 (163 amino acids)
Source: RefSeq, a predicted model, not a curated record